GAGUCCUAUCAUUUAUGUCGUUUUGCGACACCCCCGUGCGACGCUCAGCGGCAGUGAGGCUGUCAUGGCGUCGCCCUUCAGUGGGGUACUACAGCUGACCGACCUGGAUGACUUCAUCGGGCCGUCUCAGAACUGCAUCAAGCCUGUGAAGGUGGAUAAGAAGCCAGGAAGUGGCAUAGCCAAGAUCCACAUCGAAGAUGAUGGAAGUUACCUCCAAGUGAACCCAGAUGGAAGAACCCAGAAGCUGGAGAAGGCCAAGGUUUCCCUGAAUGACUGCCUGGCAUGCAGUGGCUGUGUCACCUCAGCAGAGACAGUACUCAUCACCCAGCAGAGUCAUGAGGAGCUGCAGAAGGUUCUGGAUGCUAAUAAGGUGGCAGCACCCGGUGAGCAGCGGCUGGUGGUCGUUUCCAUCUCGCCCCAGUCCAGAGCGUCGCUGGCUGCCAGGUUUCAGCUGGAUCCCUCAGACACUGCCAGGAAAUUAACUGCAUUCUUCAAAAAAAUAGGGGUACACUUCGUUUUCGAUACCACCUUUGCGAGGAACUUCAGCCUCUUGGAGAGCCAGAGAGAGUUCGUGCAGCGGUUCCGAGGGCAAGCGAACUCCAAAGAGGCCCUGCCCAUGCUAGCUUCUGCUUGCCCAGGCUGGAUCUGCUAUGCUGAGAAGACACAUGGCAACUUUAUCCUCCCCUACAUCAGCACAGCCCGGUCCCCACAGCAGGUGAUGGGCUCCUUGAUCAAGGACUUCUUUGCCCAGCAACAGCAUCUGACUCCAGACAAGAUCUACCAUGUGACAGUGAUGCCCUGCUAUGACAAAAAGCUAGAAGCGUCCAGACCUGACUUCUUCAACCAGGAGUACCAGACCCGCGACGUGGACUGCGUCCUUACUACAGGAGAAGUCUUUAGGCUGCUGGAGGAAGAAGGAGUCUCACUCAUGGAGCUGGAGCCUGUGCCCCUGGAUGGCUUAACCAGUAGUGUGUCUGCUGAGGAGCCCACCAGCCAUCGGGGUGGCGGCUCAGGAGGCUACCUGGAGCAUGUGUUCCGGCACGCGGCCCAAGAGCUCUUUGGAAUCCAUGUGACGGAAGUUACCUACCAACCCAUGAGGAACAAGGACUUCCAGGAGGUGACAUUGAAGAGGGAAGGCCAGGUGCUCUUGCGCUUUGCUGUGGCCUAUGGCUUCCGCAACAUCCAGAACCUUGUGCAGAAACUGAAACGAGGCCGCUGUCCCUACCAUUAUGUGGAAGUCAUGGCCUGCCCUUCAGGCUGCUUGAAUGGAGGGGGCCAGCUCAAGGCUCCAGAUAUGCAAGGCAGGGAGCUCCUCGAGCAAGUGGAAAGACUGUACAGCAUGGUGAGGAAUGAGGCACCCGAAGAUGCCCCUGGGGUCCAGGAGCUGUACCAGCAUUGGCUGCAAGGGGAGGGCUCUGAGCAGGCCAGCCGCUUGCUGCACACGCAAUACCAUGCCGUGGAGAAGACCAACUCAGGCUUCAGCAUCAGGUGGUAGGAGGCCUCAAGAGUCUGAGAGAGCCCCAGGAGCCAACUCCAAGACUCCCAGAGACCAUGUGGGUAUCAGCAACAGAAGACACCAGAGAGCUUCAGAACUCAAGGAGAGCUACAAGGAUGUAUUGGAUUCUGUGCUAAAGUGGGACACUGGCUGCACACGGCUCCUUGAGCACAUGACCUGCGUGCCUCUGGUUGGUAAUGUUGCCUAUGGCCUGUGCACUUCCAAUUCCACACUGAGCUCUGCAGAGUGGGGGUGCAGGCAGGAUUGUGGGGGCCAAGGAGGCUAAAGGUUCAAUGAGUUUCCAGAAUCUCUUCUUCUGGCCCAGGGCCAUGGGCAUAUUCCCUGCCCUGCCCUCUGGCUAUAGUAGCCUGUGUAUGAGAGGUUUCCUUUCUGUGGCUAACCCCUGAAGCUACAGUGUAUAGGGCGGGUGUCAAACCGAAACCUAGUGGGUGUCAAACCUGACUGUUCCCUUGGGCGUUGCUGUCUGGGCAGUCUGUCAGCACCAAGCCUGUGUGGCUGUGAGAACCGUAGUUGAGUCUCACUGAGCUUGGCUCUCACCCAGCCUCACCACUAAUAAACAGGUCUGCGACUCUGGAA
Molecule: messenger RNA, 2092 nt
Organism: Myodes glareolus (Bank vole)
Lineage: Eukaryota; Metazoa; Chordata; Mammalia; Rodentia; Cricetidae
Gene: Ciao3
Product: cytosolic iron-sulfur assembly component 3
Source: RefSeq, a predicted model, not a curated record